Danaus chrysippus (African queen) is the source of this 1356-nucleotide messenger RNA. Lineage: Eukaryota; Metazoa; Arthropoda; Insecta; Lepidoptera; Nymphalidae. The record is from the annotation of a GenBank genome assembly.
AUGGAAGAUAUAUUUCAAUGGUGCAGAGAAGGAAAUGCAUUACAAGUUAGAGUCUGGUUAGAUGAUACUGAACAUGAUAUGAAUCAAGGAGAUGAUCAUGGCUUCAGUCCUCUACAUUGGGCGUGCAAGGAAGGCCAUUUGAAGAUUGUGGAGAUGUUGAUCAAGAGAGGUGCUAGGAUCAAUGUGACUAAUAUGGGAGACGACACACCAUUACAUUUGUCCGCGGCACAUGGGCACAGACCUAUUGUACAACUGCUUCUCCAAAACCGAGUGGAUGUGAACUUCACCAAUGAGCAUGGUAAUUCUCCGCUGCACUAUGCAUGUUUCUGGGGUUACAGUGCCAUCGCUGAGGACCUAGUACUAGCGGGAGCCCUGGUCUCACUCGCUAACAAGGACGGAGAUACACCCUUGGAUAAAACAAGAGGUCAACUUGUACAACGACUCCAUGAGCUAGCAGUGAAUCAAGGGCAAGAUUUGAAGAAAAUCCAAUUCAUUGAUCGUUCCUGGCUCGGCCUCAAGACGAGGAGCCGUGACGCUACACUCUCCAGACAUAAGGGAAUCAACAUCAGUGAACUGGCGCUACAUACAAGGAUUGCUGUUACACCAUCUGGUGAAACAUGGCGUGGCAGAUGGCAGAAGAAUGACAUAGUUGCCAAAAUAAUAGCAGUUAGGGAGUGUACACCAAGAAUACAGAGAGAUUUUAAUGAGGAAUUCCCCAAGUUGAGAAUAUUUUCACAUCCAAAUAUACUGCCUGUGGUGGGUUGUUGUGUGUCCCCGCCAUCUUUGGUGGUGAUAUCUCAAUACAUGUCGUGGGGUUCUCUCCACGCUUUAUUACACGACGGCGGAGGCAGGGUGCUAGUUGACGCGGGGGCUGCGGUCAGAUUGGCGAGGGACGUCGCCGCUGGCAUGGCUUACUUACACUCGCUGCAAAGAGAUAGAGUACUGCCGCAGUAUCAUCUGAACAGCAGACAUAUUAUGAUCGAUGAGGAUUUGACAGCUCGCAUCAAUAUGGCGGACGCGAAGUUCUCGUUCCAAGAGCGCGCGCGUGUGUAUCAACCGGCGUGGAUGUCCCCGGAGGCGUUGACUAAGCCGAGCAGUAAGAGGAACUGGGAGGCGGCGGAUAUGUGGAGCUUCGCCGUGUUACUGUGGGAAUUGGCUACCAGAGAGAUUCCAUUCGCCGAUCUAUCACCAAUGGAAUGUGGUAUGAAGAUAGCACUUGAAGGCCUCAGGAUUACAAUUCCACCAGGUGUCUCGCCUCACAUCUCGAAACUCAUCAAGAUUUGCAUGAACGAGGACCCUGGAAAGCGACCUUCCUUCGAAAUGAUACUACCCAUACUAGAAAAAAUGAAACGCUGA